GAGCAACUGUAGCAACGGGACUUUGAAAUUGGAUAUGCACUUUCCACCUUCUUUUCUCUCUCCAUCUUUUGUCUGUUUUUGUCUUUACAUGCUGACAACCUUGAUCCGUUCAUAAACCCAUUUUCUUCCUUUCUAUAUUAUCUUACUCGCAUACUUCACAUCCUCCCGCGCCCCCCUCUCCUUUUCUUUUGACACAUACAUACCAUGAAUUACUCAAACUCAAGGCAGUGGUGGUCAUCCCCACCUUCUAGCAAUGCUGUAUUAAAAUCCACGCAAGACUCGGAGGAACCUAUUUCUGAGCCUGUCCCAUUUGAAGAUUUCAAGUUUAGCAUGGGCCUUGACCCAGAUUUCUCCAUGCCAAUCCCUCUCGAAACUCCCCCACCACCACCGGUCAUGGACAUGGCUACAGAGUUCCCUACAGCAGAUAACUUCUUGCAACAAAAUGCCAACCCUUUACUGGAUGAAAAUGAUCAACGCGCCUUCACGCAAUUCUUGGAUUCCUUCUUUGUGGAGCAGGAUUCUUCAGCUGCCGAAGAUCAUCAACAGAUCAUUCCCAGCUUGUUUGACCACCAACAACAUAGCGAUUCACAUGAUCAGCCCUCAUCACAUUUUACAAACAAUACCUCGUCUUCUUCAUGGAACUAUAAUUACGAAACCCCUGGCGUUCUUUUGAACCACGACCGUUCGUCUUCGGAUUACCAUGACCCAGAUCAACAUAGACGUAGUAUCAUUGAUUCGCUGGACGCAUCACAUCAGCAACGAUUCUAUCAGCAAAUUUCUUCCAUGGUUGUUCCGGUCAAAUCAGAGACGGAAUCGGAUCAUACGCUCAUUCAAGAUGGUACCAAUUCUAACUCCAAUAACCAGCAACGAGGUAGACGAAAACAGUCUGUAAAACGUAGAGCAUCAGAAACAGAUUCAGAUGAAGAUGACGACAUGGCUGAGUCGCCUGGCUCAUCCACUUCUGGCAACAAGCGAAGUAAGCAGCACAAAGAACUUCUGACGGAAGAAGAGAAGCGUGCCAACCACAUUGCGUCCGAGCAAAAGCGUCGUAACACCAUUCGAACUGGGUUCAAAGAGUUGACGGACAUCAUUCCCACGCUCAAAAAUAUCAACAAUUCAAAGAGUACCAUCUUAUUCAAGGCCGUCGAGUACAUCAGGUAUCUAGAACGACGCAAUCGAGGUUUACGAGAACGGGUUGGUGGUUUGGAAGUACGAGUGGAGGUUGAGGGUCGAAUGGGGAACUUGAUGAACCAUUCGCACCUGAAUGGUCGAAGGAACACCAUGUCCAAUUUCAUGAACCUUCGAGCCAAUGACAACAACAAUAGUAAUCCAAAUCUUUCACCGGAGCGAAGUCGAACCAUCAGUCAUAGUGGCAGUUUCUCCACGUUUGCCAAUACGCAAAAGUCUACUUCCAGCCAAGACACCGAUAUGAUGACCAGUCGGUUUGUCGACAACACGUCAGGACUUCCUCCUGCUGCUGCCGCUGCGUUGUUAGCUCACAAAUCGCAGCAAAAGCAAUUGCAAGCUUUUCAAGAACAACUUCAAUUGCAUCAACGACUCAUUGCUCAAAAGUCAAAGGAUAAUGGUGCGAAGGACAAAUCCUUUCUAGAUGAAAGACGACAAAGUUUACCUACAUGUGCUUCCAACACGACCCUUUCCCCAUCUCGUUCUAAUUACGACUCCAUCUCUAUACCCAUUUCCGACACAGCCAAUGCUUCCAAUUCUAUGGCUUUGGUGAUGCCUGUUGAUGAACAACAGGAGUGGCGAGAAACCGAUCGGCAUAAGGAUGCUAUCAAUAUACCGGUUGAUCAUGAUCACAAGGAUCAGACUAUGGACGAACGAUCCAUGACUCGUACUUCAGAGAUGCGUUCACCAGAGAAACCCACCAGUGAUUUAAUCAACAGUUUAAAGCAUGGUAUUGCCACCACUACUGCUGUUGCCGCCUCAUCCUCAUAAUCUAAACCCACACAAUUCCCCCCUUCCAUAUGCAUCAGCCCGGAGGUGUAUGCAUGCAUCCACCACCCUUUUAUUUUUUUUCUUUCUAUUUUUUUUUUUUUUAAAUAUAAAUACUUUUUGUGAAAGUACCAUCAGCCCAUUUCUUUUUCUUCAAUCUGUUUAUCCUUUCUGCCCUUCUCAAAUGUACAGCAAUAUGUUAAAAAUAAAAAAUCCUCUCAUUCACACAUAAUUAAACCCACAAAUCGUGUAUCACACCAAUUUAGACGGUGGUGUCAACUGAUGUGGAGCAGCAUUUUUAUGGAGUAUUGUUCAUUAUCACAUUUUUGUG
Umbelopsis ramanniana AG is the source of this 2284-nucleotide messenger RNA. RefSeq lists its product as uncharacterized. Gene Ontology annotation, molecular function: protein dimerization activity; RNA polymerase II cis-regulatory region sequence-specific DNA binding; DNA-binding transcription factor activity, RNA polymerase II-specific. Bases 205 to 1956 code for a protein of 583 amino acids. NCBI's taxonomy places the organism in Eukaryota, Fungi, Mucoromycota, Umbelopsidomycetes, Umbelopsidales, Umbelopsidaceae. The transcript is spliced from 2 exons. Gene Ontology annotation, biological process: regulation of transcription by RNA polymerase II. The record is from RefSeq and is a predicted model, not a curated record.